UUUUGAGAGCAAUUGUUGAUUUAUUAUCGGGUAAAUACGUCCAUUAGAGCAAAUCGAUUGUGUUUAAUUUGUUUAAAAUUGGUGGCAACAAAAGAGCUCAAAGAUUGGACUAGAAGGUUAUGGCGUCAAACUAGUGACUCAACCUGGCUCCAUGCCGGAUGGGUUAGGCCUCCAUUGCCUUCAACCUUGUUUUUGUUGCUCAGUUUCAUCAAUUGGAGACAUUUUAUCAUUGUUUAAAUUGUUACUCCUAUAACUGUCGUGUUGAUUAUUAAUUUAAUCAUUAUUGUGUGUUUUGCCCAGCAAGAAAGAGACCAGAAGAGUUAAGGUUGAGAGGAAGAAAAGAAUCUCAUCUGGUUAAAACUGUUUUUUUUCAUCUUGUUUUGUUGUUGACUUGAAGUUGAAUUUUCAUUUUAUAAUGGUAAAUUUUCACCGGCCUCAUUCUGAGUUAAUGUAUUCAUUGAAUCUGGUAGUCGCAAUCCUUUCCACCAUUCUUGACAAGUUAGUCAAUUAGCUGGCUGUAAUAGUUGGUUAAUUAUAUUGGUAAAUGACCUUGUCUCAUUACUUUAUCUUUUUGAGCAAUUUUUUACUUUGUUCAACAAUCUCACCUUCACCUGUAAAGUUUCUUGCCACUUGUGUUUGUAUUUUUUUGUGUCCUUUAUCUUCAUCAUUUUCAACAUCACUGUCGUUACUGAUCACUUUUUUGUAUGGUUCACGUAAAAAUGGUUAAAUUGUUGAUCUCGUUGGUCUGUUCUUUUUUCCUUUAUGUCACCACAGUCUCUGGUCAAGAAAGUCCCUCUAAAAAGUGUAUCAAUGGGGAAAAACUUUGUUUCGGAUUACCAGCUGGUUGUGCGACUUCAUCUACUUUUGACUGUACAAUGUUGGUACUCAUAAGUGCUAAAGCUAAUCCAGAGCAUGGUCUAGAUGUUGAUGUUUAUGGUCAAGGUUCGCCCAAUACUUAUUAUGCUGUUGGAUUUGUACCAGAAAAGGGCAUGUCUGGUGCAACUGUUGUUCAUUGUGAUUAUAACCGAGACUCGACGGUUUCAGUCGGUGAAGGUAUUACUGAAGGAUAUAGUUUUAUACCAAUCUCUGAUCGAACGCUGACUCAAACAACUUCAGCUGGAUUAUCAAAUGGUGAAAUCCACUGUCACUGGACUCAUAGACCCAGAGGAAUUGUCGAUUCAUCUUCUAGCAUUCCUUUCAACGUCAAGAAUCCCUAUUAUGUACAACUUGCUUAUGGGCCUUUAAGUAAUGGUGCGGUUCGCCGUCAUACUACAAGAUCAAUUACCGAUAACACAAUUAACCUUCGAUCAGUUGGUGUUGUCUCUUCAAGUUCAACUCUUCCUGUAUUGAUUCGACUUCAUGGUUCUUUAAUGACCCUUGCAUGGCUAUGUUUAGUCAGCAUCGCUAUGGUCAUUGCUCGUUACCACAAGGAAACUUGGAGGGAUGAAACUAUUUGUAAUGUAAAAGUUUGGUUCGCUUUACAUAGAGCUCUUAUGGUUUCCGCGCUUUCUUUAGCCACCAUUGGAAUGAUCUCAAUAUUUGUCCAUGUCAAAGGCUGGAGGGCAGAUUCGCCGCAUCAAUAUCUCGGAGUCAUCGCCAAUAUAUUAAUGUUUUUACAACCUUUAGGAGCGUUAUUCCGACCAGCCCCAGAUCACCCUAAACGCAUUUUUUUCAACGUAAUGCAUUUUCUUGGCGGUAAUGUUGCCCAUACCCUUGCCAUAUUCGCUUUAUUCUUCGUACUCAGCCUUUCUUCUGUCACAUUAUCUAAAGUUUACAUUUGGACUCUUGCCGUUUUUCUGGCUGUUUACAUUUCAACUCAUUUAAUACUCCAAUUUCAUCCACACCUCUUGUCCAGCCUCAACAUAAUUGCUGACAUUCAACUGACUGAUCUUAAAAAUGAAGCCAACAACCAACCAUCAUCUCCUGUGAUUAUGGCCAUUGAAAAAUCAAAAAAACGGGUAUUAAGUAUCUUCAUCGGUCUAGUCAUUGUUAUAAGUAUCACUAUGAUUAUCUUGAUAAACAAAGGUAGUCCGUUUUAAUAACUCCAUUGCUAUUUAUCCUUUUUAUAAUACUUUACUUUUGAUUUAUUACAAAUCACUCAUUAUUUUGUUAUACCUCUUGUCACUACUCGCAAGCAAAAAUCUGGCUUAACGAUUGUUAAUUACUCUGAUCAAUCUCAUUCUUUUACAAACAACGAAUCUUUUUUUCAACAAAACUUAGCACAACCUCGACAAUAAAUAGCCAAAGAUUGUCAAGGAAAUAUUUUCUUUAAAAUACUUAUUGAAACUCUUUUCUUCAAAAGUUCCCUAUUAUCAUGCAUAAUUUAUUGGAAUAAUGUUGUAAUCAAUUAUUUUAGCCAUUUUAUUUUAUGUGCUACCACUGUCAUGACUGUAAUGUGUUUAAUUAAUCAAGCAAAUUAACGCAAUAUACUUAAUACGCGUCUCUACUUGUUAUUGAUUUAUCACAAAUUAUAAUCAAACUAAUAAAUUCACGAUUGAAAGUCUAAUCUCUAA
Messenger RNA from Tetranychus urticae (two-spotted spider mite), 2513 nucleotides. Its product is annotated as ferric reductase 1. The record is from RefSeq and is a predicted model, not a curated record. NCBI's taxonomy places the organism in Eukaryota, Metazoa, Arthropoda, Arachnida, Trombidiformes, Tetranychidae. Gene Ontology annotation, molecular function: transmembrane monodehydroascorbate reductase activity; heme binding.